Molecule: messenger RNA, 3143 nt
Organism: Dreissena polymorpha
Lineage: Eukaryota; Metazoa; Mollusca; Bivalvia; Myida; Dreissenidae
Product: Na(+)/citrate cotransporter-like
Exons: 15
Coding region: 12-1886 (624 amino acids)
Biological process (GO): monoatomic anion transmembrane transport
Cellular component (GO): membrane
Molecular function (GO): transmembrane transporter activity
Source: RefSeq, a predicted model, not a curated record
UUCACUGGGAAAUGGUUUUACCCCAAGUGUUAAUAAGGAUUGGACAAUGGAAGAACCUGUUAAUUAUCAUUCUGCUUCCUAUAGUGCUGUUACCAAUACCCGUGCUCGGAAAAUCAUCGGUGUCAAAAUGUGCGUAUGCCGUCAUCAUUAUUGGGGUUUACUGGGUGCUGGAGGUGAUGCCAAUUGCUGUGACGUCAUUGAUUCCCGUGUUCCUGUUUCCAUUGCUGGGCAUAAUGUCAUCAGCUGACGUCUGCAAAAAUUACGCAAAUGACACGCUUAUGUUGUUUUUUGGCAGCCUGGUUGUGGCAGCCGCAGUUGAGAAGUGGGACCUUCAUAAACGUAUUGCACUUAGGGCCCUCACAUUGGUUGGACCAGAACCGCGAUGGCUGUUGCUCGGUAUUAUGUUGCCCACGUGGUUCCUGUCAAUGUGGAUGUCCAACACCGCCACGACGGCUAUGAUGAUUCCUAUCCUCAAUGCCAUUCUUAUGCAGAUGAAAGAGGUCAAGGAUAAAGUUUACGAGAGCGAUAACGGGGUAACGAUGUGUUUAAAAAGCAUUGACUCAGAUGGCGAAUUAGAAACACCUGUUUCAAAAAAUGUGGCCAUGGUCACGGUUGAUGACAUCUUGGAACCAGGUCACCCAGUACAUUAUUCAAUUGAAGUCCAACGCAAAGAAACGAUCGCGAAAACGAAUCGUGCCGACGACGACAAGAACGACCCGGAUCAGGAGUUUGCACAAAUGGCGAAGACGUUUGCUCUGUCCGUAGCGUUCGCAGCGAACUGCGGUGGUAUAGCCACAUUGACGGGAACACCGCCAAACAUCAUACUAAAGGGACAAGCCGAUAUACUGUACCAAAAGCAUGGUCUGAACUCAGCUAUAACGUUUGCAAACUGGAUGGCUAUUGGCGUCCCUAUGUCUGUGGCGGUGUUUUUGGCAACGUGGCUUUGGCUGCAGAUCUUUUCCCUCGGGAAAAAAUGUCUGUGUUGUUUCAAAACUGAUGAUGACUACAGUGCUGUCAGAGUUCAUUUGCAGCACGAAUACAAAAAAUUGGGGAAAUGGAGUUUCGCUGAGGCUCUAGUCAUGGCAGACCUUGUUAUAUUAGCGUUUCUCUGGAUUGCACGCAACCCGGUUGUUGUACCGGGAUGGGGAGCACUGUUUAAAACUAAGUAUGUAGAAGAUUCAACAGCAGCUAUUUUUAUGUCUGUUAUCUUAUUUUUCUUGCCAAGUAAACUUCCUAAAUUCGGGAAAAAGGACGAUGAGCAUAAGAAGGACGAGUGGACGGCAACCUCGGAGUACGUUCCCCUUUUGACUUGGAAGUACGUCAAUAACAAGAUGGCAUGGGGUGUCCUCCUACUUAUGGGUGGGGGAUUCGCAUUAGCUGAUGGUUGUGCUACAUCGGGUUUGUCAGAAUGGAUCAGCGAGAAACUGACGGUGUUUGAGAACUUACCGACUUGGAUGACAUCAGCGCUGCUCACUUUCAUAACAGCAGCUAUAACCAACGUGACGAGUAAUGCUGCCACAUCGACAUUGUUCCUUCCAAUAGUUGGGGGAUUGGCUAUAAAAAUAUCAGUGCAUCCGCUGUAUUUCAUGAUACCCUGUGCGGUGGCGGCCUCGUUUGCCUAUAUGCUUCCAGUCGGUACCCCACCAAACGCCAUUGUAUUCUCAACUGGGUACCUCAAAAUCAUCGAUAUGAUAAAAGCCGGUGGUGUUAUCAACGUUAUCGCUGUGUUGAUAGUGUGUAUUUGUAUGAACACAUUUGUGAUGCCGAUAUUUCACCUAUACACAAUCCCCGAGGCUUUCCUGACAAAUCAUACAUCCGGCGAUCUAGUAGUGCAAGGACUUAAUCACAGUACGGUUGGGACAGCUUUGUAUAAUACAACUGGAUGAUAUGAGUGUAUAUGGUGACUCUGAUUGAAAUGAUUAAUAGGCAUUAUAUCAUUGAAAAUGCGUACUUCAAGUACCUGUGAAUCUCUGGGAAAGGCAAUCGUACCGGUUUGAAUAGGUCACAUUGGAAAAAUUAGCACUGAAUGAUGGGCUUGUCAUUGAGUGUGGGAUUGUAUUGUGUUUGUAAAUAUUGUAUUAUUCGGGUAGACGUAUUCAGACGCAUUGUGCUAUGUUGUGGUGUAUGUAAUGCUUGUCGGUGCUUAUAUUUGCAACGGAAAAUUAUAUUCACAUAUAAUAUCAAAAUUUCCCUGGACAAAUAGCUUUAUAAAAGACAAUUUUACACCUUUUGACCUUGUAAGUUUUUCUUCAGAAAAAAUAACGCUAUUGCUUUCCUGUUAUGAUGUCGAAUGCCUUUCAUUACCUCUUUUAAACAAUUUUAUUUGAUCACUGUCCAAGAAACCAACGCCAAAAUCGUUUCAAUAAAAAAAAUCAAAGUCAUAACAAUUUGUGAGCUGUUAUAGACAAUUACGGUAUGUGUACAUGUGUAUGUUUAAAAAGCUAUAAUAAUUUUAACAAGUAAUUGCCAAUAGUAUAUGAUGUAUAGGCUGUAAAAACAAUCCCUCUGUAUACUUAAUAAACUAAAGUACUAAGAAACUAUUAAAGUAUAAACGUGUGAUUUAUUGUGUCAUGUUAUGAGACGAAAAUACGCAGUUACUGUGGAAGAAGACAAAAAUGCACGCUACAGCGAGCGAACUGCACGCACUAAACAAUCCAAAUAUUACUCUUUAUAGUACCUGCGGAAUAUUAUAUGUUCGUACCGAAAUUAAACAUGCAAUUGUUGUGAUCAUAUUAACAUUAAAUGCAUAAUUAUACAUACCUCGUUUUUGACACAAUAAGACGUUGCUGGCUUCUAUGAAACUCAAAAAAUGAUCAAGAGUUGGGCUUCUCGCUAUCCAUUAAGGAUAUGUAAGUUGGCAAUACAUAGAUAUAGUUAACAUACUAUAAUGUUGUUUUGUUGGGACGAGUGUAUAUGCAUUUAAUAGUAAAUGAGUAUAAAUCCGAAGUACUAUUGUUUCAGAAGUUUUAAAUUAAAAAAAAACACUCGCAAAUGUUCGUAUACACGUAGUUACCUUUUCAUUCUAGAACAAUGGAGAUACCACAUGUAUGGAAUAUGACACGUACAAGUAUUAACCACAAAAUUGCAAUUUAUGUACGCUCAAAAUUUUGAUGUACCGCACACAAUAAUAUAAACAUCUACAA